Messenger RNA from Gadus morhua (Atlantic cod), 1812 nucleotides. RefSeq names its product BUB1 mitotic checkpoint serine/threonine kinase Bb (gene bub1bb). The transcript has 9 exons. Gene Ontology annotation, molecular function: protein kinase activity. Bases 117 to 1430 code for a protein of 437 amino acids. The record is from RefSeq and is a predicted model, not a curated record. NCBI's taxonomy places the organism in Eukaryota, Metazoa, Chordata, Actinopteri, Gadiformes, Gadidae. Gene Ontology annotation, biological process: mitotic spindle assembly checkpoint signaling; meiotic sister chromatid cohesion, centromeric. Gene Ontology annotation, cellular component: nucleus.
CAAUCAUUGUCUCGCGGUUCCCAUUCAAAACAUACAGAGCCGUACUGUCGGGACUGAGGAGUACCGUACGCUUUUUAAAAUCAUUGAAAGGAAAAACUUUAGUUGUGUUGAGGUGCAUGAUGGCAGAGGGGGUGGAUGCAGAAUGGGAGCUUAGUAAAGAAAACAUCCAGCCGCUGAAGCGGGGUCGGGACGUAUCGGUGCUGCACCAGGCGCUGAGUCAACAGCAGGACGGACCUAGCUCUGCUGUCAGCCAGCAGAAACAAAGCUUUGAAUCUGAACUGAGAUUAUAUAAUGGAGAAGAUCCACUUGAUGUUUGGGAUCGAUACGUCAAAUGGACCGAACAAACAUUUCCUCAGGGUGGGAAGGAGAGCAACCUUUCCAUGUUGUUGGAGCGAGCCGUGACACUAUUCACAGAGGAGAAAAGAUACCACAAUGACCCGCGCUACGUCGACCUCUGGAUCAAAUUUGCAGAGAUCUGCCCAGAGCCGCUGGAGAUCUACAGUUACAUGCAGGCACAGAGGAUAGGAGGGUCCCAGGCUAGCUUCUACAUCGCCUGGUCAGAGGAAUAUGAGAGACAGGGCAACUCUCGCAAGGCAGACAACGCCUACCAAGAAGGCUUCAACAACUUUGCUGAACCGAGGGAUAAGCUCCUGCAGUUCCACAAGGGCCUGCAAGCACGUGUGUCACGACAGGUGAUGACCAGCAUGGCGGAUAAAGACAGUGAUGAAGAGAGCAAUGAACCCGAGCGAAUGUCUCUCAUCGAUCUCAAACACAGGGGGAAGAAGAAGGCCAUUGUACCCAUCAACAGAGUUCGGGCUGUUCUCGGCCAUAAUGCCAGAGCCUUGCAGUCGAGGAGGGCCCCGGCACCGAGCAGAGCCGAGAACAGCUGCUUCUUGGUUUUUGACGAGAACAAGUGUCCGGAGGCUGUGACCUCCGACCCCAAAUUGGAGCCCUGGGCUGCCCCGCCGCCCGCGAGGGCCAAGGAAAACGAGCAGAAGCCUGAGAAGUGGUGCGACGUGAAGAUGCCCCAGAAGUCCCGAUUCGGUCACAAAAUCAUAGCGCCGCCUCUCGCAAAACCGUCUUUCCAGCCAUUCGUGGAAGAGUCGGACGAGCCUCCCACAAUGACUCCAUGCAAGAUCAACCCGGCGGUGAAUACGGUGCUGUCGUCCCGUAAGCCACGUCUCGAGGAGACCCCUUUAAAGAGGCUCCAGGAACACAGGUCACACCUGUUGCUACAGAAGCAGCAGCCAGCGACGCAGGGGGGGAAACCGCAGGAGAAGAGCGCCUACUGCAAGGAGCUGCUCUUCAGUGGCGCCACCGAGUUCUGCUUUGAGGAACUGCGGGCCGAGCGCUACCGCCAGAAGAUGGCCCAGGAGACCGAGGGCCGAGCCCAGCCUGGCCAAUCGAGCACCGAUCCCACCCAACACUGACACUGAGCUUUGAUUGCUUUAUAUUCCUUGUGGAUAGGGCCGUGAAGAAGAAGUCCAUAUCAUCCAUAAAUGUCUUGUGACGACUGUAUUGUAAGUCAUACGUUUUUUUUUAAUGUUUUAUACCCAUAGAAGUGUUGUACAUUUUAAAGUGGUGAAGAAGCAAUUGGGAGAAUCAAUAUUCACUGCAGAGAUCAUGUUCACAGGAAUAUUGCUAUCUUUCUCUUUUUGCUCAAUCUGGCUUUUUAAUUCUUAAUCGAGUUGGAUAUCCCUGCAUUGGGAGGAAAGCAUGACACAAUUUGGGAUUGUUCUGUGUAUCAGUCCCUGGAGACCAUGUUGCAUAAAGAUGUUCAAUAAACUUGCCUAAGUGUUUGGCUGGUGACUA